This is a messenger RNA of Oncorhynchus keta (chum salmon), 3016 nucleotides long. It is a transcript of the gene pdlim5b, whose product is annotated as PDZ and LIM domain 5b. Gene Ontology annotation, biological process: actin cytoskeleton organization; heart development; muscle structure development. The record is from RefSeq and is a predicted model, not a curated record. Lineage: Eukaryota; Metazoa; Chordata; Actinopteri; Salmoniformes; Salmonidae. Gene Ontology annotation, cellular component: filamentous actin; stress fiber; adherens junction. Gene Ontology annotation, molecular function: actin binding; muscle alpha-actinin binding. The transcript has 13 exons. The coding region runs from base 171 to 2036 and encodes 621 amino acids.
CCCGCCUACCGUGGUAUGGGCCAGACAGAUGAGAUAGGGCGAUGCGGAAGUCAUAGUUCCGUUCACUUCAGUUCAGUCUGAAACUCGUGGUAGCGGCAGAACGGUCACACGCUUUCACACCUCAACACCUCGACCAAACCGGCUUUGCCUCAUCCACGAAAAGGAGCAUCAUGAGCAGCAACUACAGUGUCUCCCUGGUUGGCCCCGCCCCCUGGGGCUUCAGACUGCAGGGAGGAAAGGACUUCUGUCUGCCCCUCACAAUCUCACGGCUGACUGAUGGGGGCAAGGCAGCCAAAGCCAGAAUGAGUGUGGGAGAUGUAGUUCUGUCGAUCGACGGCAUCGCCACCAACAGCAUGAACCACCUGGAGGCCCAGAACAAGAUCAAAGCCUGCACAGACGACCUCAACCUCACCCUGCAGAAAGCUUCCAGUGUUCCCAAGACUGAUGCACCAAAGAACGAACCGCUGGAGAUCAUUAAGCCUGUGCCAAUCACCUACCCAGCCCCGCCAUCCACAUUCACCAGCCCCUCCCCUCAGCCCAGUGCUGCCUACAAUAAGACGGCCCGCCCCUUUGGCGGGGGCAGCAGUGUGGGUGUGGUCACUUCCUCCCUGACUGCCCCAAAAGUGGCCUCAAUCCCUUCUGCAUCGUCUGCUUUCACCCCUGCUGCCCCCUCCUCCCAGCAGCCCCAGCCUCCCUUCCCACUAGGCAGCCACUCUCGCUCUCCAGCCCCACCCAUCGCAGCCCAACCCAGCUCAGCCCCACCCACCAGACCCAGCUCUGGCCGUUCCCCCUUCACCACCCCCUCCUCGUCCUCCUCUUCCUCCCCGGCCAGAGUGACAGCCCCCUCCUCCAAUCCUGGUGCUCCGCAGUCCUCUUGCUAUAACACGCCCAUCAACCUGUACUCCAACGCCAACGCCUGUGAGGUGGCCAUAGGACAGAGGCGGGGCCUGUUGGAAGCCCAGGGUGUGGUAGUCGACCAGAUCAAAGACCAGUUCAACGGGAACAGAGUUGAACCAGAGUUGAACCAUGCCUCACCACUCAGCGAGGCCAGUAAGAAGCGUAUGAUCGAGGACACGGAGGACUGGCAUCCUCGCACCGGCACCUCCCAGUCCAGGUCCUUCAGAAUCCUGGCUCAGAUCACUGGCACAGAGAACGACCAAGCCCAGGAGAACAGCACUGGAAAGAAAGAAGUUGUUGAGGAUGCCCUGCCCAGUGCUCACGUCACAUCAGUGAAGACCAUGACCAAAGUCCCAGGAGCCUCCAGGAACGGUGUCCCCCCACCCACCUUCAAGACCCCCUCUGCCCAGGUCAAACCCUCCUGGCCGGCUGGAGGUUCAGCAGGUUUCCCUAAGGGUGGAGCGGCACCCUCUUUUGGCCGGGUCAGCAACACUGCACCGGUACCCAAAGGUCCUGACCGCCCUGCUCCCCAGGCGCACCCCAAGGACCAGGACUCCCUGGUGCAGCGGGCCGAACACAUCGCAGCAGGAACACGCACGCCCAUGUGUGGCCACUGUGACAAGGUCAUCAGAGGUCCGUUCCUGGUGGCCAUGGGCAUGUCGUGGCACCCUGAGGAGUUUAACUGUUCCCACUGCCACACGUCUCUGGUGGAGUCUGGCUUCGUGGAGGAGAGGGGAACAGUGUACUGUGCUCACUGCUAUGAAGAGUUCUUUGCCCCUACCUGCACCAGCUGCAAGCAGAAGGUCCUGGGGGAAGUCAUCAAUGCCCUGAAGCAGACCUGGCAUGUGUACUGCUUCCUGUGUGCAUCCUGCCAGCAGCCAAUCAGAAACAACACCUUCCACAUGGAGGACGGGCUGCCAUACUGUGAAAGAGAUUAUUACCAACUCUUUGGUACCAGUUGCCAUGGUUGUGACUUCCCCAUCGAGGCAGGAGACAAGUUUCUGGAGGCGUUGGGAUUCACCUGGCAUGAUACCUGCUUCGUAUGUGCAGUCUGCAGCACCAGUUUGGAGGGCCAAGCCUUCUUCUCUAAAAAGGACAAGGCCCUGUGCAAGAAACACGCCAAUACAGUCAAGAUCUGACCCGCCCCCAGGAGUGAAGAACAGAGGAAAAAGAAAAACAGAGAAACAAUCUAUUCUAUCAGAUGUAGAUAUUUUUGGUAGUUUUAAAAGAUCGAUUUAUCUGAUGACAUUUAUUGACGGGAAUAUAAGCUUUAUAUCUUAUUUUGGUCAAACAAAGUGCAUGAAGGAAGGAAGGAAGGUAUCAUUUUUCGUGAAAUCUCAAAUUGAAAUGUUGAAAUGUUCUCGAUAUACAAGAGCUUGUCUAUACUGUAGUUAUGUGAACAGACAUGUAUAAGGUAGAUACUCAAGUACCGGCUGGGGCCAUAUCUGGCUCAUGACAUUUCCUGUAGCCCUCAACAUUAAUUAAUGUAAUAAAUCCAAAAUCCACUACAUACUGUAUGAUCCCAUAUAAUUGAUGUAGUUAAGUUAAUUAAAGUGUUAUGUUGGUAGAUGAAUGGGACCUUAUAAAAUGAGCUUGAAUCCGUUGACAGAUUAAAAUCGAACUGUUACCUUAUUGAGGAUGAUUAGAGCACCCAAACCCAUUUAUUCCCCCCCCCAGUGGUUGGGUCAGUAGACACAUGUAUGUAUCCUGGUAGUAUAUUUAUUGGGGCUGGUGGGAUGUACUUUAUUUUGGGAUUUAUAGGGGCAGUUGCACAUAGUGGUUCACUGUCAUUUUAUGAAAAGUAGGGAUUUUCCAUGUUUAUCGUUCCCUGUAUGUAUUUAAAACACCAAAAAAACUAAAUGUACACCUGGGGGGCCAAGACCAAGUUUGGGGAAACCCUGGUCUAUGUGGUGUUUGUUGGUGUAAUUAAUUCCAUUCCCAAUCAUGUUUGUCAUUAUUAAUCAUCCAAACUUAGACUAAAAGUAAAAUAUCUUUGUCCAUAAAAUGUCAGUGUUGAAAAUGAUUUGUAUUAGAGCUCUGUGGGAUGGACACUGUUUUAUUGGGGAAUACAGUGCAUUGGUCUACUAUUUGUAAGAAAUAAAACUACGAUUCAAUCGUG